CAUUGUGUUGUAUAGACAGUUACUAAAAGUAUUGUUUUCAUUUCACUUCAUACACCCUGUGUGUUCCAUUCCUGUUGUUCCGUUAACGACAACACACAAAGAACAAGAAAACUACCCAAGACAAGCAUUACUCGACAAAUUUACAGAGGAAUAUAGAAAAGGAAAGCAAUCACAUUAUGACGGUUACCGAAGCAAAUGUAAAGGAUACCGAAAUGGAGGUGGAUCCAAGUGAGGAUACCACAAAUAAAGAUCAAGAUGUGGUGCAUAUUUUAGAAAUCCGUGAACAUAUUCGCAAAAUUGAUAAGGCCGUCAUUAGCAAUGAAUACCGCUUCAUUGCCCGUGUAUUGCGGACAUUGCCCAGCACAAGGCGUAAACUGAACGGUGUUGUUCUACGUUUCUUGGCCACAAUUGUUUAUCCACCUGGGGCUGAACGUGAAGCUGCCUUGGCAUUUGCCCCAGCCGUGGCUGCUGGUAGCCAAGAGCCCAAAGUGCAAAAGGUGCGCACCGCCACCUCUACUCCAAUUAUUGAAAUUGAUGCAUAUUUCCAUUUGUUGUUGCUGGUGAAACUCAUCGAUGACAACGAAUUGAAAAAAGCCUCAGCCUGUUCCGACGCCUUGUUGGCUAAGAUUCAGGGACAAAAUCGCCGUAGUUUAGAUUUGAUUUUGGCCAAAUUCUAUUUCUAUCAUUCUCGUGUAGCCGAGCUUACCAACAACUUGGAGGGUAUACGUCCUUUCUUGCAUGCCCGCCUACGCACUGCUACUCUACGUAAUGAUUUUGAAGGUCAAGCUGUCCUGCUGAAUUGUUUAUUAAGGAAUUAUCUACACUAUUCGCUGUAUGAUCAGGCUGAUAAAUUGGUUAAGAAGUCAGUGUACCCGGAAUCGGCCAGCAAUAAUGAAUGGGCCCGAUUCUUGUACUAUUUGGGUCGCAUCAAGGCAGCCAAAUUGGAAUACAGUGAUGCCCAUAAACAUUUGGUACAGGCUUUGCGUAAAGCCCCCCAAACUGCAGCGGUUGGUUUUCGUCAAACUGUUCAGAAAUUAAUUAUUGUGGUGGAGUUGCUUUUGGGUAACAUCCCGGAGCGUCAAGUUUUCCGUCAGGCCGCAUUGCGCAAGUCAUUGGCACCCUAUUUCCAACUAACCCAAGCUGUGAGAUUGGGUAAUUUAAAACGAUUUGGCGAAGUUGUGGAGAAUUUUGGUCCCAAAUUUCAACAGGAUCAUACCUAUACUUUGAUAAUACGUUUGCGUCAUAAUGUCAUUAAGACUGCCAUCCGUUCGAUUGGUUUGUCAUAUUCCCGUAUCUCGCCGUCAGAUAUUGCCAAGCGCCUUAUGCUUGACUCACCCGAAGAUGCAGAAUUCAUUGUGGCAAAGGCCAUACGUGAUGGCGUCAUUGAGGCCACUCUAGAUCCUGCCAAUAAUUUUAUGCGUAGCAAAGAAAGUACUGAUAUCUAUAGCACCCGAGAACCACAGCUGGCCUUCCAUGAACGUAUAUCAUUCUGUUUGAAUUUACACAAUCAAAGUGUUAAGGCUAUGCGUUAUCCUCCCAAAUCGUAUGGUAAGGACUUGGAAAGUGCCGAGGAGCGUCGUGAACGUGAACAGCAGGAUUUGGAACUGGCCAAGGAAAUGGCUGAGGAUGAAGAUGAUGGUUUUUAAACUAACGAACGCAGUUCUUUAAAUUUUGAUAUGGCAUAUAAAAAGCUGUGCUUUCUUAUUAACGAUUUAUCGAGUUCAUUCUAUACCAUUUAUUAUCGCAAACUUAACAGUAAUUAAAAAUAAAAUAAUCGAAAAUUAA
Musca domestica (house fly) is the source of this 1785-nucleotide messenger RNA. RefSeq names its product probable 26S proteasome non-ATPase regulatory subunit 3 (gene Rpn3). The record is from RefSeq and is a predicted model, not a curated record. Gene Ontology annotation, biological process: ubiquitin-dependent protein catabolic process; regulation of protein catabolic process. Bases 177 to 1646 code for a protein of 489 amino acids. NCBI's taxonomy places the organism in Eukaryota, Metazoa, Arthropoda, Insecta, Diptera, Muscidae. Gene Ontology annotation, cellular component: proteasome regulatory particle, lid subcomplex; proteasome complex. The transcript has 3 exons. Gene Ontology annotation, molecular function: enzyme regulator activity.